Drosophila ananassae is the source of this 1142-nucleotide messenger RNA. Its product is annotated as enoyl-CoA hydratase domain-containing protein 3, mitochondrial. The record is from RefSeq and is a predicted model, not a curated record. Gene Ontology annotation, molecular function: hydro-lyase activity. The transcript has 2 exons. Bases 182 to 1024 code for a protein of 280 amino acids. Gene Ontology annotation, cellular component: mitochondrion. Lineage: Eukaryota; Metazoa; Arthropoda; Insecta; Diptera; Drosophilidae.
AAAGCUUAGAAUACUCCAUAAAUUGAAAGUAUGCGUCCUGAUUGUCCUCAAAGAUAUUAUCUCGCAAUAAAGGAAUCAACUGUUGCUCCUAUAAAAAGCGAUCUGGCAACCCCACUGUUAUCGAUUGUUUCAUAAUAAAGCCAUACUACCAUCACUAGUGAUAAAAACAAAAAUAAUAAACAUGUACCUGUUGCGUUCGCUAAAAUUAUCUAAAUAUGCAACAGCAACAGCCUUACGGUCCACCAGACGAGGAAUCUCAGACCUGGUUUUGGUUAAGGAAGAGCAGGGAGUGCGGGAGAUAACCCUUAAUCACCCCAAAACUCUCAAUUCUCUUUCCUUGGAUAUGAUGUGUGCCAUCCAGGAUGCUCUGAUAAAGGAUAAAGACAACCUAGACCUUCGGUGCGUUGUCUUAACGGCUCAGGGAAAGGUCUGGUCAGCCGGACACAAUUUGAAGGAGCUCCACAACGAUCCGGAGAUCCAGAGCCGGGUGUUCCAGAAGCUGACAGACGUAAUCAACGACAUACAAAAACUACCGGUACCGGUGAUUGGAAAAGUUAAUGGCUAUGCGGCUGCUGCCGGCUGUCAACUGGUAGUAUCUUGCGAUAUGGUGGUCUGUUCCAAGACUAGCAAGUUCUCCACCCCAGGAGCUGGGGUUGGCGUUUUCUGCUCCACGCCUGGAGUAGCUGUUGCCCGGACCAUGUCUCGUCCAAAGUCCGCCUAUAUGCUGAUGACUGGACUGCCCAUUAGUGGCGAGGAAGCUUAUAUAUCAGGACUAGUGACCAGGGCAGUGCCUGCCGAGGAACUGGACAAAGAAAUCAAUGAAAUAGCAAGUGCUAUAAAGGCCAAAAGCCGGGCAGUAAUCUCUCUCGGGAAGGAGUUCUACUACAAGCAGUUGGCCAUGUCCCAAUGCGAAGCCUACGCGGCUGCCCAGGACAAGAUGUGCGAGAACUUUAAGUUGGGCGAUACCAAGGAAGGCAUCACCAGUUUCUUCGAAAAACGUCCUCCAAAUUGGAAGCACCAGUAAAGGAUCUACGGCUGUGAAAUAAUUUGAAUCAAAAUGACCAAUUGUGCAUUUAUCUUGUUUUAAGUUUAUAAAGAUCUGUUUUAAUAAACCAAGUUGAUAUAUUUGUUGUGAUCAUUAA